Messenger RNA from Colletotrichum truncatum, 966 nucleotides. RefSeq names its product arabinan endo-alpha-l-arabinosidase. The record is from RefSeq and is a predicted model, not a curated record. Gene Ontology annotation, molecular function: arabinan endo-1,5-alpha-L-arabinosidase activity. NCBI's taxonomy places the organism in Eukaryota, Fungi, Ascomycota, Sordariomycetes, Glomerellales, Glomerellaceae. Gene Ontology annotation, biological process: carbohydrate metabolic process.
AUGUUAUUCUUACGCCAUUUUGCCAUUGGCAGCAUGCUGGCCAUCGCCGCCGUGGCUACGCCUCUUCUCGAGUCGAGACAAAACGUCGCCCCCGGCCCGGUCAAGGGCGACACUUUCAUUCACGACCCGACGGUUGUCAAGACCCCCGGCGGUACCUACCUGGCCGCAUUCACCGCGGACAACGUGGGCCUCAAGACGUCUACCGACCGCACCAACUGGAAGGACGCCGGCUCUGCAUUCCCGAACGGAGCGCCAUGGACUACCAAGUACACCAAGGGUGAAAAGAACCUCUGGGCCCCAGACCUCUCGUACCACGACGGCAAAUACUUCCUUUACUACUCCGCCUCGAGCUUCGGUUCUAGCCGCUCUGCCAUCUUCCUUGCUACGAGCACUACGGGUGCAUCCGGCUCGUGGACCAACCAGGGUCUGGUCAUUGAGUCCACCGACAACAGCGGCUACAACGCCAUCGACCCUAACCUGAUCAUCGAUGCCCAAGGCAAAUGGUGGAUGUCUUUCGGUUCGUUCUGGUCCGGCAUCAAGAUGGUGGAGCUGAGCAGCAAGACCGGCAAGCCCGCCAACAACAAGAUCAUCUCCAUUGCCACCCGCCCUGACAAUGCCGAAAACGCCAUCGAAGCGCCCUUCAUCACCCGCCACGGCAACUACUACUACCUUUGGGUCUCGUUCGACCGAUGCUGCAAGGGCGCCGAUAGCACCUACCGCAUUAUGGUCGGUCGCUCCACCAGCGUCACGGGCCCCUACGUCGACAAGAGCGGCAAGUCGAUGAUGCAGGGUGGUGGCACUCGUGUCAUGUCAAGCCACGGCGCCGUCCACGGCCCUGGCCACAAUGCUGUGUUCACCGACAAUGAUGCCGACGUAUUGGUCUACCACUACUACAACAACGCUGGUACUGCGCAGCUCGGUAUCAACCUCAUCCGUUACAGCAGUGGUUGGCCUGUUGUCUACUAA